Messenger RNA from Camelina sativa (false flax), 1654 nucleotides. RefSeq names its product acetyl transferase 1. Gene Ontology annotation, molecular function: acyltransferase activity, transferring groups other than amino-acyl groups. NCBI's taxonomy places the organism in Eukaryota, Viridiplantae, Streptophyta, Magnoliopsida, Brassicales, Brassicaceae. The record is from RefSeq and is a predicted model, not a curated record.
AAGUACAACUACUAGCAGGCACCAGCAUUAUCAUCCUCUCCAUCAAUGAUCAAUGCACCUCAACAAACUUUACACAUUAUUCUCUUCCCUUUAUCACGUACAGAUUUUUAUUUUCUAGUAAACUGAAAUGUUCAUCUUUUGUUUUCUUUAUAUAUAAGAUGUGUUUCUAAAUUUCUCAUAGACACACUCAGACCAAUUACUCAGUCUCUUUUAGUUUUGUCUAACUUUUUCUAAAUAAAAAUGGGUAUCGUCCGAGAGAACCGGGUCGAAGUCAAGUCAAUGCUAACUGCGGUAUCCAGCAAGCCAUCUAGAUCUGCUCGGGUACACCCGUUUACCACUUUAGACAACGCCAUGAGUCGACACACUCUCCACGUCAUCGUUUACUACCCUCGUAGUCCAUUCGGGUCCUUUGACCUCGACUCCGUCCGGAUCUCGUUGUCUGAGCUCCUCUCUAUGUACCCGCCCGUUGUUGGUCGGGUCGCUAAAACCCCGGACGGGAUCUUGGAGGUGAAGCGUAACGACGCCGGACUUCGAACCUUGAAAGCCAAAGUCUGUGUUGGUAUUGAUGAAUGGCUAAGAUCAGCCGAUGGACAUGAUGAAAGUGAUUUAACGGCUUGGGAAGAUAUGCCAGAAGAUCCGAGUACUUGGGCACCGUUUCGUCUACAGAUAAACGAAUUUGAAGGGGGAGGAGUAGCAAUAGGCCUAAGCUGCCCACACAGGCAAGCAGACGCAACAACACUUACUGUUCUGCUAAAAUCAUGGACAGAAGCCCAACGCCGUCGAUGUAUCGUCCAUCCUCCAUCCUUCUCACCACUACCCUCCAUCUUAACUGAUGAUACUGACGCCGUUAAACCCAACAGUGCCCCCAUUUCUAAGCCCAUUUCAACAAAAACAGCCACCGCAACGUUUCGUUUCUCUAGCUCCGCCUUCAAGAAAUAUAUCGAAGAAGAGGGUAUAUUCCCCAAAGCCUCACCGUUCGAUGUGUUUGCCGCUCUUUUCUGGACACGUGUCGCUCUAGUCAAGCGCAAGAGCCAUGAUCGAGUGUGUCUGUGUGUGGACUUCAGGAGGCUUUUGCCUAAUCCACUUCCUUAUGGUUUCUUCGGAAACGCGUUAAACUUUUCGUCUCUAGAGAUGACUAACGUUGCUGAUCAAGGGAUUGGACAUGUUGCACGUUUGAUAAACGACCACGUGACGAACCUAACCGUGGAGAAAAUCCGGUCCGAUCUUAACCGGGUUGGGGAACAAGGGCUUGUAUACGGUGGAGAUUUAACGAUUGUGAAUAUGGAGCAUAUGAUCGUUGAAGGAGACCCGAUGAUGUACGACGCUGUGUUUGAGGACGGUGUUAGGCCUGUGCAUGUGAGUUACCGGAUCGGAAACGUUGGUGGAGAAGGGGUGAUUAUGGUGAUGCCGUCCCCGGAGAAAGGGUUUGGGAGGGUGGUAUCGGUUACUUUACCGGAGGAGGAGAUGUCGAAGUUACUUGUGGAUCAAGAAAUCCUUCGAUUUGAGCCCAAGAUUAUUCUAAGUGGUGUGAAGUAAUUUAUAAGAAGGCUCUUUGAAAAAAGGAAAUAUAUUACGUAUAUCAGAAUAUUGUUCUUAUCAAAUGUGAUGUAGUACUUUUACUUCAAUUAAAUUAUCAAUUCACAAUUUGCAUUAA